Lucilia cuprina (Australian sheep blowfly) is the source of this 3247-nucleotide messenger RNA. Its product is annotated as titin-like. Bases 147 to 3017 code for a protein of 956 amino acids. NCBI's taxonomy places the organism in Eukaryota, Metazoa, Arthropoda, Insecta, Diptera, Calliphoridae. The transcript has 2 exons. The record is from RefSeq and is a predicted model, not a curated record.
CAAUGUAUUUUGGGACAUUUAAAGAAUAAAAUAAAGUGAAAAUUUUCUUAACUUACACAGGCCAAACAAAUUACAAAAGGUAUAAAACUGUUGUUUAAAACCCCAAAACUGUACAGUCUUUUGUAAAGACUUGAAAGGAUUACAACAUGAGAUUUCUUAUAGUAUUAGCUCUUCUUUGCUGUUGCUAUGCAGUUGAGCAAUCAACUCCAGCAACGCAACAAGGUGAACGUCUGCCAGCUCAACAUAUUAAGGAUUUUGUUGAGCAACAUAUUAAACAUGUUAAGCAACAGAUUCCUUUAGUGCAGCAACAAAUUAAGGAGGGAAAACUUAAGGUUGAAGUUGAGCAACCUAAAAUAAAUGGUCAACAAGUACCGCAACAUAUUAAGCAAUUUAUUCAGGCACACAUCAGUCAGGUCUUGCAACAUGUUGCCCAACAGAAGCAACAAAAACAGCUACACAUUCCUUUAGUAUCCACUCCCACUUUAGGUGUGCCACCAUUUGUGAUUCAAAAAAUUAAUAAACUACAGGAACAUGUUAAAAAUAUAAUGCAACAAGCGGAAAGUCAUAUUCCCCAAGUCAUUAGCCAACAAAGAAAACAACAACAAGAUCAACAACAAAAACAACAAAAUUCUGAAGUAGUUGUGAAAAAAGUUGAGCCCACCAUGGAAAUUCCCGAUAAAGUAAAUAAGGUUGUUCAACAAGUACAUCAACAUGUACCACAAGUUGUGGCACAUCAUGUAAAAACUAGAGCAAUCAAAGAGAAACCAGUUUCUCAGGUACCACAACAUGUUGCUGGACAAGGUAAAGUCCCUUCUCUAGUUGAAGAAAUUGUCAAACAAAUACAUUCUCAUGUACCGCAAGUUGUAAAGCAACAUGUUUCCAAGGUUCAUAAAAGAGAAGUGCAAGUUCCCGGUCAUGUUCAGGAAGUAGUUGAACAAGUUCAACAACAUGUUCCCCAAGUGAUUCAACAACAUGUUGGUGCAGCUGAAAAGAAGGUCGGACAAGAAACCGUUAUUCCUCCUAAAGUUCAAGGUGUUGUUGAACAAGUUCAUCAACAUGUACCCCAAGUAAUUCAGCAACAUCAACAAAAUCAAGUUCAAAAGAAACUUGGUCAAGAAUCAGUUAUUCCGCCUAAAGUUCAAGGAAUUGUAGAACAAGUUCAUCAACAUGUACCCCAAGUGAUAAAUCAACAUGUUAAUCAGAUUCAAAAGAAGGCGGGAGAAGAAACCGUUAUUCCUCCUAAAGUUCAAGGUAUUGUUGAACAAGUUCAUCAGCAUAUCCCCCAAGUACUUCAACAACAACAUUCGAACCAAGUCCAACAAAAAGCUGGACAACAAACCUUAAUCCCUCCUAAAGUUCAAGGAAUUGUUGAACAAGUUCAUCAACAUAUUCCCCAAGUAAUUCAGCAACAGGUCAAUCAAGUUCAAAAGAAGUCCGGUCAAGAAACCGUUAUUCCCCCUAAAGUUCAAGGAAUUGUAGAACAAGUUCAUCAACAUGUUCCCCAAGUAAUUCAGCAACAUGUUAAUCAGGUCCAAAAGAAAGUCGUCCAAGAAAGCGAUAUUCCCUCAAAAGUACAAGGCAUUGUAGAACAAGUUCAUCAACAUAUUCCCCAAGUAAUUCAGCAACAGGUCAAUCAAGUUCAAAAGAAGUCCGGUCAAGAAACCGUUAUUCCUCCUAAAGUUCAAGGAAUUGUAGAACAAGUUCAUCAACAUGUUCCUCAAGUAAUUCAGCAACAUGUUAAUCAGGUCCAAAAGAAAGUCGUCCAAGAAAGCGAAAUUCCCCCAAAAGUACAAGGCAUUGUAGAACAAGUUCAUCAACAUGUUCCCCAAGCAAUUCAGCAACAUGUCAAUCAAGUUCAGAAGAAGUCCGGUCAAGAAACCAUUAUUCCUCCUAAAGUUCAAGGAAUUGUAGAACAAGUUCAUCAACAUGUUCCCCAAGUAAUUCAGCAACAUGUUAAUCAUGUUCAAAAGAAGUCCGGUCAAGAAACUGUUAUUCCUCCUAAAGUUCAAGGAGUUGUAGAACAAGUUCAUCAACAUGUUCCCCAAGUAAUUCAGCAACAUGUUAAUCAAGUUCAAAAGAAGUCCGGUCAAGAAACCGUUAUUCCUCCUAAAGUUCAAGGAAUUGUAGAACAAGUUCAUCAACAUGUUCAUCAAGUAGUUCAGCAACAUGUUAAUCAGGUCCAAAAGAAAGAUGCACAUGAAAAGCCUGUAAUACCAGCUAAUGUCUUAGGAGUUGUUGAACAAGUUAAUCAACAUGUACCUCAAGUAAUUCAGCAACAUGCUGCUCAGGUUCAAAAGAGAGAAGUACAAGAGAAACCCGCAGUUCCGGGUAAUGUUCAAGGUAUUGUUGAACAAGUUCAACAACAUGUUCCCCAAGUAAUACAUCAGCAUGUCAGUCAAGUCCAAAAGAAUGUCGGACAAGAAAUAGUAGUUCCACCCAAAGUCCAAGGUAUUGUUGAACAAGUUCAUCAACAUGUUCCCCAAGUAAUUCAACAGCAAAAGAAAGUCGAACAGGAAACAGUCAUUCCUCCUAAAGUUCAAGGAAUAGUUCAACAAAUCCAUCAACAUGUACCGCAAGUUAUUCAGCAGCACGUCCAACAAGUUCAAAAGAAGAAUGGACAAAAACCCUCCCAAAUCCAACAUGUUCCACAAAUCGUAAGUCAACAUGUAGCUGUCGUUCAACAGAAAGCCGGUCAACAACAAUCUGCACUAAAUUCCCACAUCCAAAACAUUGUUCAACAAAUCCAUCAACACAUACCUCAAGUUAUCAAUCAACAUGUAGCUCAGGUCCAAAAGAAAACUGUAGUUCCUGAAAAGUCUUUACAUCAAAUCAUUAAUACCCAUGUUGUUCUGAAACAAAAUGCCAAAGUACCCACAGAUAUACAAUCAAUUACUACUCAAAUUCGUAAAAACGUAGCUCAAGGAGUACAACAACAAGUUAAAAAUGUUGUCGUUGAACCAUCACAUGUGCAACAGGUCCAAGAUCAAAAUCAUGUUGUUCCUGUCAGAUCAAUGUAAAUCAAUGUUUGUAAGUACUCUGACAUAAAUUGGAAAGCAAGUUAAAUGUCAUGUGCCCCUCACCACGAAAUGUCCAUUGAGAAAUUAAAUUUUAGAAUCCAUUUAAGAAAUCCCAUUUAAAAGAUUAUCCACUUCAUAAUGCCGUUUAUUCGUAUCUUCAUUUUAAACAUGCUUUACAUACAAAACGACUUGAAAUAAAAAGUAUAAUUCGUGAUUAUAAAGAAAAUAAA